UGCAUGACAUGUGGGUCCGACUGAAUGUAGCCCGUACUUGUUCACAUUUAUGUCGAAGAUUUCUCCUUUUUCACUCUAGUUUAAUGAGUAUAUUACUGCACAAAUAGAGGCCACACGACGGUGCUCCGGCUGGUUUCGCUUGUGACCUUUAAAGUGGAGCCAAAAAGGGCCAAGUUCAACAAGAAACGAGCAAAGGAACAGCAAGAAUGUCGGACACCGAUGACGAUCCGGUUGUUGAAGAGGUUGAUGUUUACUUGUCCAAGAGCCUAGCAGAAAACCUUUAUCUCUUCCAGUAUCCUGUUCGACCAUCUGGUAUGCCAUAUGAUGACUUUCAACACCUUGUGGCAAGAGUCAAGCCAAAGCAGAAAAUGGUGGAACUUGAGAUAGGUCUGGACACUCAGAACUCAAACUAUGACAAAAGCCGCGGAGAACAAAUCUCAAUCAACGUGGACGGAGCCAACCCCAUCGGGAAUCAAACAUUUCAGAGUGACGUGAUGGAUAAGCAAGUACUUGCCUCAUCCAGUGGGAUGGCUUCAACGUCUCGCUAUGCAGUAGGAAUUCUAAAGGACGGUGAACUACACUUGACACCCCUCCACGGACUAGCUCAGCUGAGACCUAACUUUGCUUACCUAGACAAAGCUGAUCUGAAGAGCAAAGUAGACAAAGCAGACAAUGAAGGAGAGUCGUCCCAGGAGGAGGAAGAGGAGGCUAAACCAGUCAAGGUCCAGUUUGCGAGACCAGAGAGUGACCAAGCCAAGGCAAGACGUCUGGCAUCCUACUCCCAUCAUGAAAAGAUGCUGUCUGAAGAGAUGUGGGUACCACUCAGCUGCCAGUCCAUCAAUGAUCAAAGGUCAUACGCUGAGAGAGAGAAAUUAUUCUGUCAGGCAACGGAGAGUGAAGUGUCGCAACUCAAUCUUCCACCGAGAGACUACCUCGCCAUGCUGGUACCAGAGGCUAUGGAAGACGAAGCUGAGAAACCCAAGUUGCCGUCAAACGUUCUCUCCAUGAACAACCUGAAGACAAUGAACCUCUCCGAUCAAGUCAAGGCACUCCUAAUUAAUGCUAAAGCCUUGAGGUUCACACAGCUGCUUGGUAUCCUGCCUGGUACCCCCGACCCUAUUGCUGUGCUGAGAGCUGUCCAGCAGGUGGCCAUGCUAGUCCAAGGAUGCUGGGUGGUUAAAAGUGAUGUCCUGUACCCAAAGGAUAGCACUAGCCCAAUCAGUGGUGUGCCAGCUGAUAUACUGUGUAGAGGCAGGGACUAUGUGAUGUGGAGGUUUAACCAGAGUCGCUGCAUUGUAAGGAAAGAAAUGGCAUCAAUUACUAAGCUUCCUUCCGAGGACAUGAAGAGUAUCUUAGAGCAAAUGGCGAGGCCAAAGGUCAAUCGAGGCUGGGAGUUUGCUAUUGAGUUUGACAGUGAGUUUGUCAUGCACCAUGAAGAGGUCACCCAGAGGCAGCACAUGCUGUGGGACGCCAAGUACCAGCAGCUUUCCAAAGUUUUGAAAGUUCCAAAACAUGACGCGGAAAAGAAGAGCAAAGGAAAAGACACCAAAGAUUCAUCCCAACCAGUUGAAGUCAUGUCCGGUCAGGAGCGUGUGAAGGUUGCUCGUAACCGUGCCCGCACCAAAAGCCUGACCCAGCACACGCCUCAGGACAACGCGGAACACAAAACACCCAACAGCAAUGCGAGUUUAAGAACUGAUUCUGGGGACGGAUCAUCGACCAGGAAUAAUACUGAACCUGGGGACGGCCCAUCGACUAGGGUUAGUACUGAACCUGGGGACGCCGCAUUGACUAGGAUUAAAACUGAACCUGAGGAGAGCCCCCCGGAGCCUAUGGACGUAUCGCCCUCGGGCGAGGAGAGUUUACGAGGGGGCGCUGCCAAUGCAGGCGGCGACAACAACUCACUUCAGAAUGGUCCGAACUUAGAGAACGGUUCGUCCGUCGAUGACGACAGGAAAGAAUUGACCGCUUUAUUACGGGAUAAGUUUGUUACCAAUUAUGUGAUGAGUUUAUCUGAAAUGCGCCAGCAUAUAAUGGCACGGUUAUCGGAGAGGCCCGCAGGGCACCGUGAAGGGACCCCGACCGAUGCCAUGCUGGAACAGUGCGCUGUUGAUGUCGGUGCUACAUUACUUCAUAUACCUUGGCCUUCAAAUAGUUUGAUUGAAGACAAAAAGAUAUUUGGUCUCUGCGAAACUGGCGAUUCAUUAGACAAGUUCCGUGCGGUAAUCUUUGACAUGUUUCGAGAGGGCUUCAAGUAUCGACGCAAUCAAUUCUCCGAGCGAUUCAAGGAAGUUCUUGGGAAAGAGCCAGCAUCCAGAGUAGAGUUUGACAGACUUAUCAAAAGUUUAUGUCUCUACAAAGCACAGUUCUGGUACCUGAAAGGAACGUUACCAACUUGAUGUCAAAGUAGCGUAUUUUUUUUAUAUAUUUUAUUUAUGGUGAUUAAAUAAGGCCCAGUUACUUUAUUACCGUUUCAUCAACAAAUUUGAGUCGAUGGAAAGUAAACCAUUUUUUUUGUAAUCAAGUCAAAAACCUCAUGUGAAAGUGACUGGGUAAGUGUUUAAUUUGAUUUUGGGACGAACGAAGGAAAAUUAACUGGAAUUUAAUUUGAACCUGUGACCUCCUGAUUAAUGUGUAGAUGCUCUACCAACUAAACCAUCCAGCCUAAUUGUGGGGGGGGGGGGGUCUCCCCGUUUUGCCAAUAGUCUUUGUUCAGGUGUGCCAUUCAGAAGUGAUUAAACCCUUUCUAAGGAAAUAUUAUUGUUUUUUAUAUUAUAACUAUUUUUUGUGCACAUCAAAUUCUGUGCACAUGUUCGCAUUGGGCUUAUUUUGAUUGCUGCAAUUUAAAUAAGGAAGAAUGAAUUUCUUGUAGGAUCUAUCUUGACUAGGAUAGUUGUAAAGACAAGUAUGUUUCUCUCAAGGAUUGGUGCAAAUAUGAAUUUUAUAACAAGUGAGCUUUUAUAUUGAAACUGACAAUUGUGUCCUUUUCUUACCAAUCCAUUUGUCAAUUUCACAAAACUCUUCCUAAUUAGG
This is a messenger RNA of Asterias rubens (European starfish), 3033 nucleotides long. Its product is annotated as DNA-directed RNA polymerase III subunit RPC5-like. The record is from RefSeq and is a predicted model, not a curated record. The transcript is spliced from 18 exons. Lineage: Eukaryota; Metazoa; Echinodermata; Asteroidea; Forcipulatida; Asteriidae. Gene Ontology annotation, cellular component: nucleus; RNA polymerase III complex. The coding region runs from base 207 to 2399 and encodes 730 amino acids. Gene Ontology annotation, biological process: DNA-templated transcription.